AUGGCUGCCCGCAACAAAGGCACCCUAAGGCACUUCACAACUCUUCAUACCCUCAAAGCUAAGCAGGGACCUUUAAGAGCCUCCAAUCAAGGUAAGGUUCUCAACGGUGCAAAAACCUCGAAGCCUUCUGCGGGGGACUUGGCGCGUGCGAAUAGCACGAGGGCGUGGGAGGUUAAGAAGCUGGAGAACGGUUUGGUAGAUGUGGCAAACACAUCGCCGUGGAAGAUCGAGGUUACCGAGCGCAAUGCGACACAGUCACCGCUUCUCCGCUUGCCAGGCGAACUCCGCAAUAAGAUCUGGCGCUACGCGACUACCGGCAACAUUGUCAACAUACACGACGAUGACUCACGCUGGGAUAGUGUUUUCUGCAAAGGACACACCGUAGGAGUCGUCGGCGAGGACAAUCCGAUGCGCUGGCUCAGCACCCGCGCCGAAGACAAGCCUCGCCUUCCUACAGCCUUCCAUCUCUCGGCAGUUUGCAGGCAGAUCUAUCACGAGGUUGGAAUACUGGCAUAUUCAGACUCAAUCUUCGUCCUUUCCAGCUGGAAUGACGAGGGUGAGCUGAUGAGACAAUGGGUUCGCACAGGAUUGGCUCCCGCCCACAAAAAUGCAAUCAAGGACAUUGCCAUCGAUGAGGAGAACUUCUACGCCUAUCAUCUAAGCGGAGUCAAGCUUCGCGACUUCUUUCCCAGCUUAGAGCGCCUGCACCUCAACGCGGACCGGUUCCAUGGUGUCCCAGAUUACGUUGAGAGAGUAUUGCUGUUACCCGGGCCCGACCUGAUGAGGCGUCUGAAAGAGUCAGCGCAGGAGGACGUUGAGUAUCGAGAGGGCACUAGCGUGAAGCUCGUUUGGCAUGAGAAUCCAGUUGAGGACUACGAGGACCCUGACGCUCAGAGUAUCAGGUGA
Paraphaeosphaeria sporulosa is the source of this 906-nucleotide messenger RNA. RefSeq lists its product as uncharacterized. NCBI's taxonomy places the organism in Eukaryota, Fungi, Ascomycota, Dothideomycetes, Pleosporales, Didymosphaeriaceae. The record is from RefSeq and is a predicted model, not a curated record. Bases 1 to 906 code for a protein of 301 amino acids. The transcript has 2 exons.